CUCCAGAGUCCCUCACUUUUCUUAAAAGCGGAGAUUCCCUGAUUCAAUGGAUUAGAAAAAGUAUUCUAGUUUUCUAGAACAACCCCAUAUCAUACUCCAACAUGUCUUCUUCUCAACCCGUCGCGCUCGUCAUCGGCGCCUCGAGAGGCAUCGGCCGCCAGAUCGCUAUUGAUUUGGCCCGGUCUGGCUACAAGGUAAUCGUCGCCGCAAAAACAACCUCAGACGCCUACGCCCCGGGGAAGCCUUUCCCCCCAGACCCCAAUUCCCCGCACUCAACCAUCAACACCGUCGCACGCGAAAUCGUCGAAGCCGGCGGAGAGGCAUAUGCCCUCUCCGUUGACGUGCGCCAUGUUGGAGAGGUCGAGCGUCUGGUUAUAGAAACGGCACGUCUGUCCGGCGGCCGCCUGGACGUCCUCGUGUACAACUCCGGUGCGAUCUGGUGGUCGUCUGUGGCCAAGACGCCUACGAAGCGGUUCCAAUUAAUGCAGCGCGUCAACCCGGAGGGUUUGUAUGCGGCUGUGCAGGCCGUGCUGCCUGUGUUUGAGCGGAACGGGCGGCGCGGGCGCAUCGUUGUUGUGUCGCCGCCGAUCUAUUCGCGGUUUUUCCGGGGAAAGACGGCUUAUGCUAUGGGUAAGGUGGGUAUGAGCGUUCUGACGCGCGGUCUGGCGAUGGAUUUUGAGCGCCAGGAUGCGAGGAGUAUGGCUAUUACUAGUAUUUGGCCGGCUGUGUCCAUUGAAUCUGCCGCGACGGAAAUGACCACCGCGAAUAACGAGUCUAUGAAACGGGAUCUCCGAAAACCUACUAUCUUCUCUGAUGCCAUCUUGGCUAUCCUCGAUUCUCCCGCGCAGAAGGUCAAUGGACUUUUGACGCUCGACGAGGACUUCCUACGUCAGCAUCGUGGCGUGACAGACUUCUCGAGAUACUCGGUUGUGCCUGGGUCGAGCCCGCGACGAAUCAUGCCACAGGAGCUUCCGUCUCUGGAGGUGGCAGAGCAGGAUGAUGAAGGGAAUAGAAUGGAUAGCGUGAAAAUGAGGAAGGCGAAAUUGUAGAUAGGGAUUAUUAUCUCAUUAGUAGUGACAUUUGAAGCAUGCAUAUUUACG
Messenger RNA from Aspergillus campestris IBT 28561, 1100 nucleotides. Its product is annotated as short chain dehydrogenase family protein. The transcript is spliced from 5 exons. Gene Ontology annotation, molecular function: oxidoreductase activity. The record is from RefSeq and is a predicted model, not a curated record. NCBI's taxonomy places the organism in Eukaryota, Fungi, Ascomycota, Eurotiomycetes, Eurotiales, Aspergillaceae. Bases 102 to 1049 code for a protein of 315 amino acids.